AUGGUCUCUCGCCGCGAGCAGCUCCGCCAGGAGAGCGGCUCGUACACGCCAAAGCUCGUCGCCUGCUUCUACGCCGUCUUCGACCCGACCCUCGGCCCUCGAGUGGUGCACCAGAUCCCCGAGGGCAGCGUCGCGACCGCCCUAUCGACCUUUCCCUCCAGACCCGACACGCCCAAGGACACCGACAGCCCGUCGACGCUGUCGCCCGCACCGGGCACGCCCGUGCGAGAACCCGACUCGCCCGCGACCGCGCAGCCCGUUCCUCGCGCCAACCCCGUCCUGUUCGACUUUGCGUCCAUCCUCGAUUUUGUCAUUCCCAAACCCGAGCUCUGCGGUCACCUCAUCACCAAGGCGACCCGGACGAGCAAGAUCCUGGGCUUCCCCGUCCGGAUCGUCGACGAGGAGAAGUACCACGGCAGCAAGGCCGUCUACAACCGCAACGCCUUCAUCUUCAACGUCUGCUUCGUCUUUGAGCGCGACGCCGAGCUGUCGGUCUACGAGCCCGUCGCUCGCAAGACGGGGCGCACGUUGUCGGCGCUCGAGGAGCAGUUCUCGCUCCUGUCGAACCCGCCACCGUCGUUCUCGAUGUCCAACCUCCUCGAGCAGCUGUAUCUCGACCUCAACGCCUACUUCGAGACGAGCAUCCCGCUCAUCGACACGAACCUCGACCUGUGCCUGUACCCGUUCUACGCCAACCCGCCCGAGGUGAGGAUCUGGGACGUGCCCAUCGCCGUCACCGAUCUCGAGCAGAUGAAGAGCUACUCGUGGGACGUCACGCUCUACAAGUUGUGCAGCUUCAUCAACGGCGUCAACCACGUCAAGCGCAUCGCCGAGCUCGCCGAGGUCGACCUGUUCCUCGCGCGGCAGUGCAUCCAGCACCUCGUGUACUACAACGCCGUCAUCCUCGUCGACCUGUUCCAGUUCUCCAACUCGUACGCCCUGCUGCCCGACAUCGCCGAUGCGGCCCAGUACGGCGAGGAGGACGAGGACAGCGGCGUCGACUUGCGCUUCGAGUGCGAGAACUACGUCCACGACGGUACACGCGACACGACCCCAGUUCCCUUUUCGACCCUCCUCACCUUCUACUCGCGCCUUCGUCCCGGCUACCCUCUCUCGACCUGGAUGGACGACCUCUCGCUCGACGCCCUCCCGAUCGACGUGCGCCGCAUGAUCCAGUUCGGCGUCAUCAAGGGCUUCCUGCGCCGCGCGCACGCCUACCCGGUCUGGCUCGACCACCCGGCGCUCAAGCCUCGAGCCGCGCGGGGCAGCGCGAGCAGCAGCGGGGCGGCGACGGCGACGGGCGCGAGUGGCGCUGCGGCAGCAGCUGCGGCUGCGUCGGCGGCUGCGAGGGCGCGACAGCGAGCGGCGUCGUCGGGCAGCAAGAGCGCGAGCGCGAGCGCGCCGACGCGGCGAGCAGGCGACCUCCCGCCCAAGCGCGUCCUGCACGCGACGCUCGACGCGCCGGCACCGCCGCAGCACAGCACCAACUCGCUGCGGCGCUCGUCGCCGCCGUCGCGCGGGAGCGGCGCCGGGUCGGGCGACGAGGACGAGGACCGUGCGGCCGGCGGCGGUGCGGGCGAGAACUCGAUCUCGUACCCUCCGAGCCUGGCGCUCCUGCUCGACGGCUCGCACCACACGGACGAGGUGUGCCUGCGGUACGGGAUCGGGUGGAGGACGCUCGAGGCGGUCCUGAGGGACUUGGGCGGCGGCGCGAAGGGGAUGGAGCGAGAGGGGGACGACGAUGAGGACGACGACGAGGAGGAAGAGGCACGGCGCGAGCGCAGGAGGACGAGGUCGAGGGACGACGAGGAGGCGAGUCUGUAUGGCGACAAAGUGGUCAUGCUGUGGAUCUAGAAGUGCUCCGUUCGCUGUUGUCAAUUCUAGCUGUUUCUCUCGUUC
Molecule: messenger RNA, 1899 nt
Organism: Rhodotorula graminis WP1
Lineage: Eukaryota; Fungi; Basidiomycota; Microbotryomycetes; Sporidiobolales; Sporidiobolaceae
Exons: 6
Coding region: 1-1854 (617 amino acids)
Biological process (GO): positive regulation of autophagy; negative regulation of TORC1 signaling
Cellular component (GO): vacuolar membrane; GATOR1 complex
Molecular function (GO): GTPase activator activity
Source: RefSeq, a predicted model, not a curated record